AUGUCGUCGACAUUCUGCAAUCAGCCAUCGACCGACGUCCGUAACGGUGCAUCCCCCAAUUCAAAGAAGCUCGUCGGUCUCGGUCAGGGCGGCAUGCAAGCCGAGCUCCGUGCAAACUUGCGCAAGAGGCAGGUCGCCGAGCUCGCUCACGUCUCGGGAAGAGGUUCGGCCAUUCAUGGCUGGUUCUACGCCUUGCUUUCAGAUCUGGCCUACUAUUUCUUCAGGUGGUUGCCUCGAACCUGGUGGGUCACGUUUACCAGCCUGCCUCAGCUCGUGCUCGACCCGCUCGGCUUCUGGUCCGCUCUCGUCUUUGCAUCUGUCACCACGGUCGUGCUAUUCGGCAGCUUGAUCGUAAGCGCCAUCUGGCGACUACCCUUCGUCCAGGCCAUCUGGCAGCCCUGGUCGCAAAAACAUGACAUCAGUCUUGCUAACCUUGCUUAUCCCCUCAUCUUCGAGUUCAAUGCCGACCCGCGCAACAAGCAAAUUCGCGAUGCUGCCUUUGCAGUCAUGUCGGACCCCGCGUCCAAUGCCACGCACUCAACGGCGGAAGAGCGCAACUUCGAUCUCGAGGUCUCCAAGCUCCUCAUGAUGCUCUCUGCGCUCGUGUACGAACGCAACGUGGGUGCAUACUACGACGCCGUGCGCACGGCUCACAAAGCCCAAAUGAUGGACAAACAGCUCAUGAGCGGUCCCGACGAUCUCACGGUCAUUGGCGAGGAGAUCGGCCAGAAGCUUGCCAUCGCCGACUCAAAGAUUGACCGCGUUGCCAAGCAGUGGGGGCUCAAGUAUGCCAGCAUCUCUGAGCUGGCCACCAACACGUCGCCCCUGUGCGGCGCCUUUUGGGAUCCCCGAAACAACUUUAUCAUCCUCGCCUUUAAGGGCACCAAUCCGGUCGAGUUCAAGGAAUGGGCCAUCGACUUUACCUUUGACUACACGGACGGGCGUGGCUGGCUGCCUGGAUUCACCAAGGUGCACGCCGGCUUCUACAAUCAGAUCUUCCCACAACAGCUCAAUCAGACUAUCCCGCCGCCUUCCGACAACACUGUAGGAGCGUUUCCAUACACCAAGAUUCGCACAGAGAUCAAGAAGAUCGUCGAGGAGAUCCGAGCUACCACUGGCCGUGAGCAUGUCAAUCUGUACGUGACGGGGCACAGUCUGGGAGCCGCGUUGGCUAGUGUGUUUUACUCGCGCGCCAUUGCCUCGCCCAAGGACUUUGGUCUGGCGGGCGACGGCGGGAACCGGAUCUACGUGCGUGAUGCCUACUGCUUUGGCACGCCCAUCAUCGGCGACCCGGACUGCAUCUCGGCCUUCAACCAAGCUUUGCAUGAGGGGGAUCUCGACCAUCCGCAGGUUCUGUGGCGUGUUACGAACCGGCGCGAUGCCGUCGCCACACUGCUGCCGGAUGCUGGCGACAGCAACAGGCUUGAACACAUCAGCCCUACUAGCCAGCUCCACUUUGCCCACGUCGGCCAGGAGGUGCAGCUGAGCAACGAUGUUCGCAAGGUUUACACUGGUCCGGGCACCUUGCUCCCGACUCAGACGCCUGUCAACAUCAUCACGCACCUCGACCACCGCGGCCAGGGCCCCGACGUUUCGCUGCCGUUGGUGUUCAACGUGCUCAAGCUGAUUCCCCUUGUGCGUCGCCUGGUUGCACACACGCCGUCGUCGUACUGGGACCGACUCACCAAGGUGCAGGACGAGCACGGCGUACAGUAUGCCAGAGCACACUGA
Sporisorium graminicola is the source of this 1731-nucleotide messenger RNA. RefSeq lists its product as uncharacterized. Gene Ontology annotation, biological process: lipid metabolic process. The transcript is spliced from 3 exons. The record is from RefSeq and is a predicted model, not a curated record. The coding region runs from base 1 to 1731 and encodes 576 amino acids. Lineage: Eukaryota; Fungi; Basidiomycota; Ustilaginomycetes; Ustilaginales; Ustilaginaceae.